AUGUCCGUACCCAGUCCUCACCGGCGAGGCUCUGGAGGUGCCGUUGCGCAACCGACCAAUUCCCCCAAUGAUGUUGCGGAAGAAGAGCUGUUAAUUGACUUCAACGACGACUAUGUAUCUCCACAGCUGGGUUACAAUAUUACAAGCCAUGCCGGGAAAGCCUUCUCUACUUAUGGAUCCGGGCAAGAAUAUUAUAAUAAUUUCCUCGACGAUGACAUCCAAUUAGAAAACAAACAGACCCCAACAGCUCACGGGAAUGAAGUUAGAAAUAGAGGGCCAAGCAACACGGGAAAUGGAGUUGUCUCCCAGUCUACGUUGCCCCAAACAGCUGACUUCAGCGUUGCUUCGGGAUUGAAUCCAGUCCUGAAUAGUCAAAGUUUCGACGGCUUAGUCGAGCCCAUGACUGUUGGACGAUAUGAAAAUGAUAUUGCCUCGCCGGUCAGCGACUAUGCACCAUUUAAUCCGUACGCAUCUUCUCAAUCGCCCGCCCGCAUUGCCAGCGCCCGAACCCAGGGUUUGGAAGCAGUUGUGGCUCAACCAGCAGAAAGCCACCGCGAAGCUAGCCCCCCACCACCUAUAAAAUCUCGAACAAAUUCUAAUCAAGUGGAGAAAUAUCAAUGUGGUCAAUGUGACGAGCACAAGACUGAUUCCUACUACUGCAAUCUAUGCGACAUGACCUACUGUGGUCAUUGCUGGAACAGAGUUGGACCACACAGAUCAGGUAAACUAGGGCCAGGCGGUAUACCUCAUGAAAAGACAGAUCAAGCUAUUGCAGACAAGCUGCGCGCUACCUUGGAAGCAUGCUCGGAUGACCUCGAGCAACAAGAACUUUUUCGAAUGGAUGAGAAUACUGCUUGGUUUGGCGUGGUUAAAGAUGAAUCGGAAGACUCCAUAUUCUACGACUACGGCCGAUAUGCUGAUAUUAUGACUGAAAUAUCUCAAGUUACAAACCCCAGGCAAAGGCAAGGCGCUCAGCACAAUCGGUUUCCAGGUCUUGUCAGCUUCGUAGGAGAAACAGGUGCUGGCAAAUCUACGCUUGUCAAGGUUCUGAUUGAGCUGAGCGAGUCGGGCGAGGGUUUCCAAACACCUAUUGUGGGCUCAAAUAAGCACCAAGAUGUUCCUACAAGUGGAGAUGUUCAUCUCUACACUGAUCCUGAGACUUAUCUCUCUGAGACGCCGAUUUUCUACGCAGAUUGUGAGGGUUUGGCUGGGGGUGAGCGAGAACCUAAAGGAGCUCGAUCCAAGCUUCUGAACCGUAUGGCCGGCAACAACAAAGGGGCUCAAAGAAGUCAUACUACCAAAUCCUUCGAGCAAAGCCGUAGAAAUUUUCGUCAUUCAGAAAGAGAAAUUAAGUGGGCGAAAACCGCCGAGACACAAACAAGGCAGUUUUUCGUAACGCAGUUAUAUCCUCGACUUCUGUAUACAUUCUCUGACGUAGUGGUAUUUGUCUUGAAGAAUCCAAGGUAA
Messenger RNA from Glarea lozoyensis ATCC 20868, 1467 nucleotides. Its product is annotated as P-loop containing nucleoside triphosphate hydrolase. The transcript has 4 exons. NCBI's taxonomy places the organism in Eukaryota, Fungi, Ascomycota, Leotiomycetes, Helotiales, Helotiaceae. Bases 1 to 1467 code for a protein of 488 amino acids. The record is from RefSeq and is a predicted model, not a curated record.